Cydia pomonella (codling moth) is the source of this 1778-nucleotide messenger RNA. Its product is annotated as CLIP domain-containing serine protease B4-like. Gene Ontology annotation, biological process: proteolysis. The record is from RefSeq and is a predicted model, not a curated record. The coding region runs from base 152 to 1345 and encodes 397 amino acids. The transcript is spliced from 8 exons. Lineage: Eukaryota; Metazoa; Arthropoda; Insecta; Lepidoptera; Tortricidae. Gene Ontology annotation, molecular function: serine-type endopeptidase activity.
AAUCGUUAAGUCGUCAAGAAAAGCAUGAGAAAAGCAGUUAUUUUAUUUUUAUGGCAUUUUAAACUCUCGUGAAAUCAGUUUUUACCUAUUUGCAGAUUAUCAUGCAAUUUGAACAUCAAUAUCGGCCUUGCCAAUAUCAUACUCGUAUUACAUGUAUGACUAUAUUUAUAGAUUGAAAACCGGAUCAGAUACUAACCAGUUCGAAAAAGACGAUCGACUCGAUACACUGCUACUGGCGCUACUUGUUAAGAAAAUGUGCGCCAAAGUUGCUUUUUUAUAUGUGUUUAUUUGUUUUAUUUGUGAUCUAGUGUACACAGUAGUUAUAAGAAAUAAUUGUAGCGAUUGCAUUGGCUACAAAUCAUGUACCGCUGCUGUGGUAGCCACAGACAUGUCUCUGUACACCCAGCUCCGGAGCGCCGACUGCGGGUUAGACGACGUCAGGCUACGGAAGGUAUGCUGCGCUAAGCUGACAGCUGGAGUGGAAACCAUAAUGGCUAACAGCCUUCAUUACCAUCCAAACGUUCUCUUGUUACCGGAUAACUGUGGCAUCGGGGAGGAGGACGGUUAUGCGAACAGAAUCGCAGGCGGAGUUCCCGUCCUGGCGCUUUACGAAUAUCCAUGGAUGGUCUUCAUAUCUUAUAAGACAACGGAGGGUAUCCAGUUUCAGUGUGCUGGUAGUCUUAUCAAUGAUCGUUACGUGUUGACUGCGGCCCAUUGUCUCUCUGGUCUGGAGGUGGUCGGCGUGAGAAUACGAAUUUACGAAGACACGGACUGCCAGGGAGCUUCAUUCGGAUGUGAAGCUACUAUACAGGAUAUACUCAUAGAAGAAGCUAUUCUUCAUCCAGGUUACGAUUACAAACCAGUCAUACGAAAUGACAUCGGACUCCUGAGGCUGACAAAUCCUGUAAAUAUAUUAUUCAACAACGCUGGCACAGUCUGCCUGCCAGUGACCCGGUCCAUGCGACGCCGGAAUAUUGUCGGAUUGCCAGCUACCGUCACCCACAGGGAGCGCUCGGAGAAAAGCUACGAGUCAGCAACACUGCUCUAUGUCAACGUGUCCAUUUACACUGCCCAGUACUGCCAGGAGCAGUACAACAGUAACAGAAAACAUGGCGAAGAAGACGACAUGAUCAACAAGAUCUGCUCUGACUCCAACAGUAAGGGUUCCUGUCGAGGGUUCUCCGGAGCCCCUUUAAUGGUGUGGGAUCGAUUUGGGGAUCGCAACCGAUUUAUCCAAUAUGGCAUCGUGUCGUACGGACCAAACCGUUGCGGCACUCCUUUUCCUGAGGUGUACACUGACGUCACCAAGUACAUGGCAUGGGUUUUGAACACGAUAAAACCAUAGAUAAAAGGAUGGCCAGGAAGGAAAUGAAUUAUUUAUAAACACGAUUUUGUUAAUAGUUUAAUUAAAUUAUACACAAGUUGAUGGUGUAUUUUAUAUUAUAUAUAUUGAAAAUGAGAAAAAAUAUAGAUCCAAUCCACGAUCAAUGGAUGGAUCGGAUUGGGUUCUACGGAGCCUCUUUAAUGGUGUGGCAUAGAUUUGGACAUUCUAACGGAUUUAUCCAGUAUGGAAUUUUGUCGUAUGGACCGAACGAAGUGUACACUGACGUCACUAAGUAGAUGGCUUGGUUUUGAAUAUGAUAAAACCGUAAAUCAGCACAAAUUUUGGAGGGAAGGUGAGGAAGGCAAUAUUUUUUUUAUAGACACUAUUGUUAAUGGCAAAAUAAGUAUUGUUAAAAACAGAAAUGGUGAAUUUUAUUAAAUUAAGCAUAAAUUGA